AUGUCGUCGGCAUCGCUGAGUCGGUUAUUGCGUCAAGACAUCACCUCUGCUCCUGGCCUUGUCAGUCUGCUCCUCGCACUUGGUCUCGGCUACUAUCUCGGCACCAAAGUCUCCUCCGCCUCCGGCAGCAGCUUCAAGCAGCUAGGUCACGGGAUCAUAGGAGGAAAAGGAGCGCAAGAUCAAGACGACUCCGACGAGGACUCGGACGACGAGGACUUGGGCGAAGUGAUUGACGAAAAGGAUUGGGUCAACAUGCAGAGCUUGAGAGCAAAGCUCAUGGAGGAGUGCAAGCUGGUAAGUCUUGAGAGGAUGCACGGGUCAUGUAGUGGGCCUAUUGAGCUGCAAGCGUGGCCAGCACGCGGGCUGUUGUCAAGCCGCUAUGCUUACUCAAAGAGCGCUUGCUGCUGGCAGGUCCUGAUAGUGAGGACAGAUCUCAAGAUGGACAAGGGAAAGAUCGCAGCGCAGUGCGGGUGAGACACGAUGUUGGCUUCCAGCUCGACGCACUGCUGAUUGCUGCUGCAUCGACUGCACAUCAAGCCACGCGACCCUUGCGUGCUAUAAGACCAUGAUGGCUGCUAACCCUGGUGUGAGCGAGGCCUUGUGCGCGGCAUCGAAGCGCGGCUAUCUCAUCAUACUUUCUCCUGUUUUACUUCUUCAGAUCGUGAGGCAGUGGGAGCGUAUCGGGUGAGAAUGCUCGCUGGACCAUUUAGCCCGUAGCUUCGCGCGUCUGACACUUGCCCUGAUUUGGAGCACGCCAGCCAAGCCAAAGUGGCACUCAAGUGCUCAAGCGAGGAAGAGAUGAGAAGGCUGGAAGAGUCAGCAAAGGCUCUCAAUCUGUGCGCCAGGAGUAUACGGGACGCGUGAGUCUCGGAAUGCAUUUCUUCCUUUCCACUGCCCACUUCAUGCUCAAAAACGCGGAUUUGCUUCUUGCACGUCCUGCAGUGGACGUACACAGGUCGCAGCAGGCUCUCGAACAGUGCUGGGGAUUGGCCCAGGUAUGUAACAUUUUCAGCGUUGCUUUGCUGCAGGGAGGAGCUGACGCACACCAUCUACAUCGAUGGACUUUCCCCGACGUAGGUCCAGUGAAGCUGAUAGAUCAGGUCACCGGUCAUUUGAAAUUGCUAUAG
Molecule: messenger RNA, 1127 nt
Organism: Ceraceosorus bombacis
Lineage: Eukaryota; Fungi; Basidiomycota; Exobasidiomycetes; Ceraceosorales; Ceraceosoraceae
Source: the annotation of a GenBank genome assembly